AUGGCUCAGCAAAAGUUCUUCUCCGGGCUGACGGAGGGCAUGAUCAAUCGGUCCGCCGGUGAGCGUCCAGAUCGACAAAAGACACACUUCUUCUGGCCGGACGAGUACGCGCCGGAUGUAGAAGCGCCGAAGAGGAAGGAGAAUGCUCCAAAUCCUCCUCAACGGCCCAUCAAUGGGAAAGUUCACGAGCACGAGCAGCGUGAUCCAGAUCCGGCACCGGCAACCCGUGGUCACCAGCAGAAGAACACAGCGUCACACAUUCAGUUCUACGAUGGCGUCGAGUCAUCGUUCGGUGAGCUGGAGCGCUCGAAGGCACACGAGCGGCGUCGCAUCGAGCAGUUUCUACGUCAGCAGUCCGAAGAGGACACGGGCGAGGCGGCACGCGCCAAACGACUCAGCACGCUGCAAUCCAAGAUCGAGUUCUACGACUACCCGCCAGAAUCGGUGGCUGCCGGGGAGCCGCGCGUCAUCAUCCACCGGUUCGGUGGGUCGGCCCGGUCGGUGCAAGAGUCCCCACCAAGGAGCAGAGCCGCCAGCCGCCAGGAUAUCGACACCACAUACCAGGACGAAGAGUUCGAGUUUGACGACCGCAGCAGCAUACGCUCGAGCGCAUCGUCCUACGCACCAAGCUGCUACCGCCGGACGUCGCAUGUUUCUGACCUGCCCGAGCACAAGCGCAACUCUCAGCGCCACCUGCGAUCGAGCAUCAACUUCCACAACGGCUGCACGAUCGCCGACGACAGCGAGGCCCCGCGGAAGACCGUGAGCGUUCGCGAAUCGGCCACAUCGCGCGUUGGCGUUGGCCUACCCAACCUCUAA
Molecule: messenger RNA, 819 nt
Organism: Anopheles coustani
Lineage: Eukaryota; Metazoa; Arthropoda; Insecta; Diptera; Culicidae
Exons: 2
Coding region: 1-819 (272 amino acids)
Source: RefSeq, a predicted model, not a curated record